AUGCGACAAACUCUUCUCUGCUUAAUUCUCGUUUGCUUGAUCGGCAGUCUACAAUGCCAAGAACCAUCGGGCCUCCGAUAUCCACGUUACUUUGCCGCCUGCAACUCGAUGUGUAGAUCAGCAAAGCCCAUUUAUAACUUACAAAAAUGUUGCCAGAGUAAAUCAGGGCACAGUUGGGGUUUCUGCACAGGAGACCGGCAAGCAAUUUGCAUGGACAAAGAUGUCACCUAUCUAAAUGGCUUUCUUUUCUGUCUUGGAAGUUGCGAAGGAAAA
This is a messenger RNA of Mesorhabditis belari, 273 nucleotides long. NCBI's taxonomy places the organism in Eukaryota, Metazoa, Nematoda, Chromadorea, Rhabditida, Rhabditidae. The record is from the annotation of a GenBank genome assembly.